AUGGCGGUCGCAGUGGCUAAGGAGGAGAUGGACUACGCAAUCAAGCCUGAGGCUAGUUCCUCGAAAAUCGACACGUCGGAGUGGCCGCUUCUUCUGAAGAAUUAUGACAAGCUGCUUGUCAGGACCGGCCACUUCACGCCUAUCCCCGCUGGUAGCACUCCUUUGAAGCGCGACCUGAAGUCGUACAUCAACUCCGGUGUCAUCAACCUGGACAAGCCUUCAAACCCCUCCAGUCAUGAAGUUGUUGCUUGGAUGAAGAGAAUCCUGAGGGCGGAGAAGACUGGUCACAGCGGAACCCUCGACCCCAAGGUCACCGGUUGCUUGAUUGUCUGCAUUGACCGUGCCACUCGCCUGGUGAAAUCCCAACAGGGUGCCGGAAAAGAAUACGUUUGCGUUAUCCGCCUCCAUGAUAAGAUCCCUGGUGGUGAGGCCCAGUUUAAGCGGGCUCUCGAGACAUUGACUGGAGCUCUUUUCCAGCGGCCGCCAUUGAUCUCUGCUGUUAAGCGUCAGCUUCGUAUCCGGACAAUUCACGAAAGCAAGCUUUACGAGUUCGACAACGAGAGGCACCUUGGUGUCUUCUGGGUCAGCUGUGAAGCCGGAACCUACAUCAGAACCCUUUGUGUCCAUUUGGGUCUUCUGCUCGGUGUUGGUGCGCACAUGCAGGAACUCCGCCGUGUUCGCAGUGGUGCCAUGGAUGAGAACAGUGGAAUGGUGACUCUGCAUGACGUUUUGGAUGCCCAAUGGAUGUACGACAACCAGCGGGACGAGUCUUAUUUGAGGAAGGUCAUUAAGCCUCUGGAGACUCUCCUCACCACGUACAAGCGUAUCGUUGUCAAAGACAGCGCUGUGAAUGCUGUGUGCUAUGGUGCGAAGCUGAUGGUUCCUGGUCUCCUCCGCUUCGAGGCUGGUAUUGAGGUCAACGAAGAGGUGGUCCUCAUGACCACUAAGGGUGAGGCUAUUGCCAUCGGUAUCGCUCAAAUGUCGACCGUCGAGCUGUCCACCUGCGAUCACGGCGUUGUUGCCAAGGUCAAGCGUUGUAUCAUGGAACGUGACCUGUACCCCCGUCGCUGGGGCUUGGGACCUGUGGCUUUGGAGAAGAAGAAGCUCAAGUCCGCCGGAAAGCUGGAUAAGUACGGUCGUGCUAACGAGGCUACGCCUGCCAAAUGGAAGAACGACUACAAGGAUUACAGCGCACCCGAAGAAGAAGGCGCGCAGGCAGUGGCUCAACCCGUCGCUAAGGAAGAGGCUGCUACUCCUGCCGAGCAAACGGAAACCCCUUCUUCUCCCAACAAGAUGGAUGUUGAUGACGACGACGACGAGAAGAAGAAGCGCAAGCGCCACGAAGGUGAGACACCCGAGGAGCGGGCCGAGCGCAAGCGCAAGAAGAAGGAGAAGAAGGAAAAGAAGGAGCGCCGGAAGUCCAAGCAGGAGAAGGAGGAGAGCGACGAUAGUGAUUAA
This is a messenger RNA of Aspergillus tubingensis, 1458 nucleotides long. RefSeq names its product pseudouridine synthase CBF5 (gene cbf5). The record is from RefSeq and is a predicted model, not a curated record. Bases 1 to 1458 code for a protein of 485 amino acids. The transcript is spliced from 5 exons. Gene Ontology annotation, molecular function: pseudouridine synthase activity; RNA binding. Gene Ontology annotation, cellular component: box H/ACA snoRNP complex. NCBI's taxonomy places the organism in Eukaryota, Fungi, Ascomycota, Eurotiomycetes, Eurotiales, Aspergillaceae. Gene Ontology annotation, biological process: mRNA pseudouridine synthesis; rRNA pseudouridine synthesis; snRNA pseudouridine synthesis.